This is a messenger RNA of Diceros bicornis minor, 2863 nucleotides long. RefSeq names its product ERI1 exoribonuclease family member 2 (gene ERI2). Gene Ontology annotation, biological process: exonucleolytic trimming to generate mature 3'-end of 5.8S rRNA from tricistronic rRNA transcript (SSU-rRNA, 5.8S rRNA, LSU-rRNA). Lineage: Eukaryota; Metazoa; Chordata; Mammalia; Perissodactyla; Rhinocerotidae. Bases 80 to 2149 code for a protein of 689 amino acids. Gene Ontology annotation, molecular function: 3'-5'-RNA exonuclease activity; nucleic acid binding; zinc ion binding. The transcript is spliced from 9 exons. The record is from RefSeq and is a predicted model, not a curated record.
CGCCGGGCUUUUGAACGGACCGGAAGUGGAUUCGGCCGACUUCCGGCGGUUGGGCUGUGAAGCGAAAGGCGUGUCGGGAAUGGCGACCAAGAGGUUGGCGCGGCAGCUUGGAUUAAUUAGGAGAAAGUCAAUUGCACCAGCAAAUGGAAAUCUAGGAAGAAGCAAAUCCAAGCAGUUGUUUGACUACUUAAUUGUCAUUGAUUUUGAGUCCACAUGCUGGAAUGAUGGGAAACGCCACCAGAGCCAGGAAAUAAUUGAAUUUCCAGCAGUCUUGCUGAACACAUCAACUGGAGUGAUUGAAUCUGAGUUCCAAGCUUAUGUUCAGCCUCAGGAACAUCCAAUUCUCUCUGAAUUUUGCAUGGAACUGACAGGCAUAAAGCAGGCUCAAGUUGAUGAAGGAGUCCCUUUGGAGAUUUGCUUGUCUCAGUUCUGUAAGUGGAUUCAGAAGAUUCAGCAACAGAAGAAAAUUAUUUUUGCUACUGGGGUUGCAGAUCUUUCUACUUCUGAAGUAAAAUUAUGUGCAUUUGUUACUUGGUCAGACUGGGAUUUGGGGGUUUGCCUGGAAUAUGAGUGUAAAAGAAAACAGCUGUUAAAACCUGUGUUCUUAAAUUCUUGGAUUGAUCUCAGAUUAACUUACAAGAUUUUCUAUAGGAGAAAACCAAAAGGUCUAAGUGGUGCCCUGCAGGAAGUGGGAAUAGAAUUCUUGGGACGAGAACAUUCUGGGUUGGAUGAUUCUCGGAAUACUGCCCUUCUUGCUUGGAAGAUGAUCAGGGAUGGUUGCUUAAUGAAAAUUACAAGGUCUUUGAACAAGGUUCCCACUAAGAAGAAUCCCAACAUUUUGUUCAGAAAUUUGAAUAUAAAUCAAGUUGAAGAAACAUCGUCCUGCAACAAUAGCAUUCAGGGUCCCAGCAUAUUUGAUAGUGAACGUAAAAAUACAAUAAAUUCUCAUGAAAAAGUUAAAAUGACGUCAAUUGGUGUGAAUUCUCCUAUAAAGGUACAGCAAGAUCAGUUACAACUAAAGAGUGGUAUAAAAGUGGGUCUUCACACUGUCAAUAGCUGUUUAUCUCUUUCUAAUGCUAAGUCCUCCACUUCUCUGGGGCAGUUGCAGUCUCUCAGCUUGAAUACACCUAUGCAGAAGCAACUAACAAAUGAACAUCUUGCAUUUAAUACCAAAUCUAAGUCUUCAACAAUUGGUUCAGAACUGGUACUUGUUUCAACUACCAUUUCAUCUGUUAAUCGUGUUUCUGAUACGGAAAUGAGUUCUGCUCUUGACGGUUUACCUAUGUUGGCCGAGUGGGAGGAUGUAGCAUUACUGCCAGCAUCUCAACCUGAGCAAAAUAUAGAUUUUAUACCUGCCAUUAGCGACUCAAACUUAGAUACUUCAUUUAAUUCUGGAGAAAGAUUAAUGGUUUUAAACGAAUCUGAAAUGCUAAGUCAUGAAAACUUGGAAGGCACAGAAGAAACUCCUCAAAAAGCUGAGACAUCUAAGUCUAUCGUGUAUAAGAGUCCACAUACUACUAUUUAUAAUGUAAAAGAAGCCCAAGAUCCAGGUUCCGAUGUUUCUGACUUUAAAUUACCUGAAUCCAAAUCAAGUAGCUUCAACAGUGUAAAAGCCAAUAUGUCUCAACCUUCAGUUUUAGGGAAACAUCCUCUUCUUUUACGUGGUACUAAAAGGAGUCCAUCCAUUCCUCCAGCUUUCCCACCAGCAAAAAAACAGACCUUCACUAUUCAUGAAGAAAAGCCUACAUCAUCUGCUGGCUCCCCAGGGAGAAGUUCUUCCCAGAAGGUUCUCUACUCUAACUUAACUUCUACAGUUAACCUACAAAAGCCUUGGAAGAGUGGGAGAAUGACACCUCCUCUGUGCAAAUGUGGCCGAAGAUCUAAGAGACUUGUUGUUUCUAAUAAUGGACCAAACCAUGGAAAAGUCUUCUACUGUUGCCCUAUUGGGAAAUACCAAGAAAACAGAAAGUGCUGUGGUUAUUUCAAAUGGGAACAAACACUUCAAAAGGAAAGAGCUAAUAGCAUAGUUCUGUCUCAUUCCCCAGGGGAACUAACUUGUAGUUCUCCAGAAACAAGCCCUGAUUCUGACAGAAAUGUAAAUUUUUCUACUGAAAACUCAUUGAGACUCAGACCUUCAAUGAGGAAUUGAUAAACUUUCUUUACAUCUAAACUAUAUUUUUACUUUAAUGUGACUUUUAGUGCAGUAAAGAGAAAAAAGUAUAUAGGGCUACAAGUUAUGAGGAUUUAGCAUAGUCUGUAGACGACACUGAGGCUAUUAAAAACACACACACACACACACACACACACUCACUGAAAACAGAAAAAACAAAUUUCACAGGCUUCCAAUUUCAUUCACCGGUUAUCUAACAUUUGUCUUCUAUUCAUGUAUGAUUCCUGAGUGUUUCUUGAAUUCCCAAACAUUAUGAGUAUUCUGAUAAUGUCUUACACUAUUUUAUUUAUAUUUCAUAUAUUACCAUUUGCCAAAUUUAUCAUACUUUUUUGAAGAACCACAAAUGAAAUAUUCUGUAAACUAUAUUUAUUAGAAUAAAUAUAGUAUAAUAAGCAACAAUAGUGUAUGAUAUCCUUCAUUUGCUGUUAGACCUUGAAACAAAUUUUAAACUAUUUUUAAGUUAUUUGAAUAAAAAUGUGACUAAUAAAAAUCCCUAGCCUAUUUUCAAGUAGAUACUCGUACAUUGAGAAUUAUGAUAAUCUUCUGAUAUGUUUUAUUUUUCUAAAAACUUUAAUGAGUUGUUUAGUUUUAUUUCAGUGCUUGAAGAUUGGUUCUGAUUUGUGUAUCAAUGUAUCAGGAGAAUUAUUCAACUAAGAUUUGAAAACCAACAGAUUUGGUUCAGAAAUUGCUUCU